Amaranthus tricolor (Joseph's coat) is the source of this 423-nucleotide messenger RNA. RefSeq lists its product as uncharacterized. Bases 1 to 423 code for a protein of 140 amino acids. The transcript has 2 exons. The record is from RefSeq and is a predicted model, not a curated record. NCBI's taxonomy places the organism in Eukaryota, Viridiplantae, Streptophyta, Magnoliopsida, Caryophyllales, Amaranthaceae.
AUGCCGGGAAGAUCAACAACCGAGGCAAUUCAUAUUUUGCGGAGACUGAUAGAAAAGUAUAGGGUGCGAAAGAAACAUUUGCAGCUGGUGUUUAUUGACCUAGAGAAAGCGUACCAUAACAUACCACGAAGCAUCGUUUGGGAUAGCCUCAAGAAUAAAGGUAUUUCACGAAGGUACAUUGAGGGAUCAACACCAAGUCCUUUCAUUUUUAUGGUCAUUAUGGAGGAAAUCUCUAAAUCCAUGUGGGAAAGCGUACCAUGGUGCAAGCUUUUCGCCAACGAUAUAGUUUUGGUCGCAGAAACCAAGAAGGAGGCUAAUAGUAAAUUGGAAGAGUGGAGAGAAGCCUUGGAGGAUAAGGAGUUGUGCAUAAGCCGUACGAAUACAGAAUACUUGCGAUGCAUUUCAGUGGGACAUAAUCGAUAG